This is a messenger RNA of Brienomyrus brachyistius, 1585 nucleotides long. RefSeq names its product creatine kinase, mitochondrial 1 (gene ckmt1). Bases 221 to 1471 code for a protein of 416 amino acids. Gene Ontology annotation, biological process: phosphocreatine biosynthetic process. The record is from RefSeq and is a predicted model, not a curated record. The transcript is spliced from 10 exons. NCBI's taxonomy places the organism in Eukaryota, Metazoa, Chordata, Actinopteri, Osteoglossiformes, Mormyridae. Gene Ontology annotation, cellular component: mitochondrion. Gene Ontology annotation, molecular function: creatine kinase activity.
UUUGAUAUAUUUUUUAAAUUAAAUUUGAGGCUCCAUACGCACGGUCCGGUAUUGAUCAAAACUGGAGCCUGUCUUAUAUUUGAGAAGGAAGCGGGUACAAAGUGUUAUUUUUUCCUUUCCUUGACGUUUUGUGGAGCUUGUCCUGGGUAGAUGUAACGGAGCAGCGCCGACUCUAGCCAAGCCUUGCUUAUUCCUGACUGCCUGCAUUUGCGGACACAACAUGGCAAGCACAUUCACCAAGGUUUUCACCUCUAAGAGAACCGUGGGCAUAUUGUCACUAGUGGGUGCGGGAUCAUUGGCGACCGGGUACUUGCUGAACAGGCAACAUGUCAGCGCUGGAUCGCAGGUUCGGAGAAUUUACCCUGCCAGCGCGGAGUACCCCGAUUUGCGGAAACAUAACAACUGUAUGGCCUCCACCCUGACUCCCGCUAUCUACGCCAAGCUGUGUGACAAAACUACCCCCAAUGGCUACACCAUAGACCAAGCCAUCCAAACGGGCGUAGACAACCCAGGACAUCCCUUCAUCAAGACCGUGGGGAUGGUGGCUGGAGAUGAGGAGACAUAUGAGGUGUUUGCUGACCUUUUUAAUCCCGUCAUCAAAGAGAGACAUAAUGGCUACGACCCCACGAUGAUGACGCAUCCCACCGACCUCGAUGCCAGCAAGGUCCGAUCGGGGAUGUUUGACGAGCGCUACGUGCUGUCCUCUCGGGUCCGCACGGGCCGCAGUAUCCGUGGACUGAGCCUGCCGCCGGCCUGCACGAGGGCAGAGCGCCGGGAGGUGGAGCGGGUCGUGGUGGACGCCCUCAACGGCCUCCAGGGGGAGCUGAAGGGUCGAUACUACAGCCUGGUGCAGAUGACGGAGCAGGAGCAACAGCAGCUCAUCGAUGACCACUUUCUGUUUGACAAGCCUGUGUCUCCCCUCCUGACCUGUGCUGGCAUGGCGAGAGACUGGCCGGACGCCAGAGGAAUCUGGCACAACGAUCAGAAGACCUUCCUUAUAUGGAUCAACGAAGAGGACCACACGCGUGUUAUCUCCAUGGAGAAGGGGGGCAACAUGAAGCGGGUGUUUGAGAGGUUCUGUAAAGGACUCAAAGAGGUGGAGAGGCUGAUCACAGAGAAAGGCUGGGAGUUCAUGUGGAAUGAGAGACUGGGCUACGUCCUCACCUGUCCCUCCAACCUGGGCACUGGCCUAAGGGCCGGCGUCCACGUCAAGCUGCCUCGACUCCACAAGGACCCCCGUUUCCCCAAGAUCCUGGAAAAUCUGCGUCUUCAGAAACGAGGCACGGGGGGCGUGGACACUGCGGCGGUGGGGGGCACCUUUGACAUCUCCAACCUGGACCGACUGGGAAAGUCGGAGGUCGAGCUGGUCCAGAUAGUGAUAGAUGGGGUGAACUACUUGAUCGACUGUGAGAAGAAGCUGGAGAGGGGACAGGACAUCCGGAUCCCACCUCCGAUCAGUCAGUUCAAGUAGACUGACCUUGGAGCCCAGCUUUGGCUACUGCUGCCAUAUUCAUGUUCACAUAACUAAAGUGCUCUAUACCCAGCGCUGAACAUUGAACUUAAUAAAGUAUUCUCUGACAUGCUG